UUUUCGACCAAUGGCAGCGUGUAACGCAAGUUUAGCGGGUGAUUCAGUGCUCGGGCUCGGACGGUCUGUUCGCGGGAAAGAGAAGCUGCUUCAUCGCGGAUAAAGAUCGCAAGCUAACGAUCCCACAAACUUCUCUGUGUUUUACAAACUAGUCCAGAUCGUCUUCUGCUGAAGUGUAGGGAUGCUUUUCCGCUCAAUCGUUGAUAGAGGAGUGGGCAGAAGAAGGCAGAAUGCCCUCCCUGCAGAUCCCUGGCUCAGGUACCCUCUGACGUCCUUGCUGGAGGGCUACCAGUGUGUCCGACAUGACGAGCACAUCUCCUACGGCAACCUGGGUGACUCCGUGCCUCCGUUUGGACUGGCUUUCUCCUCUGCCGGGGAGCCGCAGAACGUCCUUGCAGCGGCUAAUGAAGAAGGCAUUGUUCGGAUCUAUGACACAGAGAGCCGAGAGAGGCCACUUCUUAAAGAGUGGCUGGCUCAUGAGAACGCUGUCUUUGACUUAGCCUGGGUACCAGGGGAGCCCCAGAUAGUGACUGCUGCCGGGGAUCAGAUGGCCAGGCUGUGGGAUGUGAAGUCAGGGGAGCUUUUAGGCAGCUUCAAGGGCCACCUCUGCAGCCUCAAGUCCGUCGCGUUCACGCCGCAGGAGAAAGCUGUGUUCUGCACCGGAGCCAGAGAUGGCAAUAUUAUGGUCUGGGACACCAGGUGCAGCAAAAAAGACGGUUUCUACAGACAGGUGAAGCAGAUCAGCGGCGCUCACAACAAGGCGGAGGCGACCCCCCUCACCAAGGCGAAGAAGAGGCGGGGAAGCGCACGAGGCAUGGCUCCCUGUGUGGACUCCCAGCAGAGCGUCACGGUGGUUUUGUUUCGGGAUCAGCACACACUCAUCUCCUCUGGGGCCGUCGACGGUGUGAUCAAGAUGUGGGACCUCAGAAAGAACUACACAGCACACCGUCAAGAUCCCGUUCCUCUGCAGACGUACCUGUACCCGGGGUCAUGCAUGCGCAGUCGGCUGGGUUACUCCGGUCUUGUUCUGGACUCGGUGAGAUCCAACGUUUUCUGUAACUGCACCGACGAUAAUAUCUACAUGUUCAACCUCAGCGGAACCAAAACGACUCCAGUUGAAGUUUUCAAUGGCCACCAGAACUCCUCGUUUUAUGUGAAGUCCACCGUUAGCCCAGACGACCAGUUCUUGGCCAGCGGUUCCAGUGACAAUCACACGUACAUCUGGAAGAUCUCUGAUCCGAAACAUCCUCCCAUGAUGCUCCAAGGCCACAGCGAGGAGGUGACGUCCGUCGCCUGGUGCCCGACAGAUUUCACCAAGAUUGCUUCCUGCUCCGAUGACCACACGGUGCGGAUCUGGAGGCUUCGCCGGGAAAUGGAUGGAGCGCAGGCUUCAGUGGGACAGGCCAACCUUGUGGGCUGGGCACGCUCGAAGUCUCCCUUAAGGCCUCCGAGCAGAGCCGAAACAACCCCUGCCAAGACCCAGAGGACAGACAGUCUUGCUGGCCUUGCGUCACCACAGCUUGCGGCCUGCGCUCCCAGUGGCGCCGCCUUGCCUCUGCCCUCCAGCACCACGUCACCCAAACCUUCUCAGGACGCUAAGGCUGCCGCCGCUCGCCAGAGGACGCCGACUUCUAUCAAGGAGUGGUUAUCUCCGGGCCGCGGAUCUCCCGGUCAGGUCGGCCUUCCGCUCUGUCGGGUGCUGAGCCCGUGUCCCCAGAGCCCGGCGGGCAGCGCCUCUCCCACGGACCGACGUGCCAAACGCAGGCUGGAGGCUGCCGACAAUGUAUCCCUGAGCUGCGAGGGUGUAGAAGAGUUGGACUGUGUUAAUCGACUUUACCCAGCAGCCAAGAGAAGCCGAGCCCUGUCUGGAAUCUUCUGCCCCGCUCAGGACAGCCGGGUACAAACAGGUUGCCACGCGGAGGACAAGCAAGCCUUGUCGAGGCAGACCGGCAAGGAGAACUGUUCCCCCAGAGCCGCUGACUGGCUGUCAGUGAUGAGCCAAAAGAUGAGGAAUGGUCAAGGAAGUCCAAGUGCACCCAGAAGCCCCAGUGGCUCAAAGAGACAAGAGGGCAAGACACCAGCUUCACCGACCAUCCGCUCACCACAUGCCACGAAGAAAAUCUCCACGUAUUUCUCAAGAAGGCCUCUGGAGUGACCGCUCCUGCCAGUCAGAUGCGUUGUGCUUCUGUUUAAAAUGUUUUAUUUAGGGUAUUUUUACCUGAACCCACUGACAAGAAGCCUCUAAGAACACUGAUCUAUGUCCAGAUGAACCCGGAAAGAUUGGGGAAAAAAAAAAAAUGAAAAUACACCGUUCUGAAUAUUUGAUGUUGCGGUUUUCACAUCCCCGAGAGGCUGCUUUAAUUUAAUUGGGUCAUAGGUUUUGCAAUUGUCUCCUACACAGUCUUCUGGAGCUGUGCAGAAAUGUUCUGGUUGAAAAGAGAAAAAAAAAAGUCCAAGGGAUGCUUCAGUGUUAAUUAGGAGAACGUUCAAUGGAUGUUGUUCAGGAGGUCAACAUCAUAUUAAUUGCCAAGUGCAGAGAAAAACGUCCGACCGCAGGUGUGGACAUUUUAAAAUUCUGCUGAAAGAAAUGAACAUUUAUUUAAUUCACAUCUUGAACAGUUUUAUGGACUUCACUGAGAUGCAUUGCUUUGUCUUUGUGAGUUUUUUUCAUGUGUGGGUUUUGAUUCUACAAGUGUAAUUUUUUUUUCUUGAACAGACUGUUCAAGCUGUUAAUAUGUACAAAAUAACUGAUGAUUGUUGCUUGGUUCCCAUGUAUUUAACUGCCAUAAUUUUGCCAUGGUCAGAUAUAUUAAAUUGAAAAUUGUUUGUUGUAAUUGUAAAAUCAUCACUUUGAUCAUUUCCUGCAGUAGCUUACAAGUUUUGUCUCCUUUAGAGACCAAUCUAAAUAAAGUCCUUGUAAAAAGCA
Messenger RNA from Acanthopagrus latus (yellowfin seabream), 2926 nucleotides. RefSeq names its product denticleless E3 ubiquitin protein ligase homolog (Drosophila) (gene dtl). Gene Ontology annotation, cellular component: nucleus. Lineage: Eukaryota; Metazoa; Chordata; Actinopteri; Spariformes; Sparidae. The record is from RefSeq and is a predicted model, not a curated record. Gene Ontology annotation, biological process: mitotic G2 DNA damage checkpoint signaling; proteasome-mediated ubiquitin-dependent protein catabolic process. Bases 182 to 2155 code for a protein of 657 amino acids. The transcript has 15 exons. Gene Ontology annotation, molecular function: protein-macromolecule adaptor activity; protein binding.